Molecule: messenger RNA, 2657 nt
Organism: Drosophila obscura
Lineage: Eukaryota; Metazoa; Arthropoda; Insecta; Diptera; Drosophilidae
Exons: 3
Coding region: 1479-2429 (316 amino acids)
Molecular function (GO): carbohydrate binding
Source: RefSeq, a predicted model, not a curated record
UAAUUGUGCAACGUACACAAACCUUGCUCGAGUUAUCAGUUGGAGUGACAACCGGAAAUUAAAGUUGAAAUCGACACGAUUACUUCAUUAGCUCUGUUUCGGUUUCUGUUUCGGGUGGUGUGUAUGGGGGGUUCAGGGGUUGACAAGGUCACCCUGGGAGCAGCUCCGCUCAGAGGAGCCAUAACUAACCAAUUAGCAAUUUGCAAGCGGUAGCAGGCGUAGCCAAGCACCUUCUCUCGUGGGUGGAGCGGAGUGUGCCAAGGUGAAACGCAAUCAGCAACAGAAACUAAAACAGAGGCAGAGACUGAGAGACUGCCAAAGCCAAAGACUUGGGCCAAAUUCGAUCAGGUGCAAGCGACACGGACAGAGACACAGACAGAAACGGAGACGAGGGCCACGUAGUCAGGCCAAGGGAUGAGCGGAGCUCCGUGGAGAUGUCGAUGUCAUUGGCGCGGACGUUCACUAAAGUGAAGGCGUAAAUGUAGACAGAGUCAGAACUUCAGCGAAUAUGCCAAGGAAUGUCAAAAGAAAUGAAUUACCUUUGACUGGAUGAGUGCUCCAGCUCCAGCGACUGCUCUUGCCUCACCCCCGAUACCCAUCCCUGUACCCAUCCUAGGCCGAGUCGCACUUUACUGCAAAUGCAAAAACUUUAGACAGGGAAUCAAUUGUUUUUGCCUUGUUUUAUUUCACCCAAGACACGCAACAACACAACAAUGGAAACAAUGGAAGAAGUAAACUUUAUCAUCUCUUCGAUAUCCGCUGGACAGAUUUCCUGGAAAUGGAAUCGAAUAAUCCAAACAAAUGUCGCCUCGUAUUGUGGGGCAAAUAAAUCCCAUACUCGUAUUACUGCAAAGCCAAGAUAUAUGACGCUACUUUUGAUGGGAUUUUAUGAAUACAAAUGUACCCUCGAUAUUUACGAGUCCGAGGGUACGACAAGCGCUGUGAUAGGGGGUGUGGGUGGAGAGUGUAACUAGCAACAAAUGGGCGGUCGGGGGCGUGACAACAACCGUGAAAAGAACUUGAGGAUGACAGUUAUGGGUUACAAAGGCAAGGAUUGAAUCAAAUAAAUAAGCGCGCAAGGUUCUCGUCUCGUCAUGUCAGGGGGUCGGAUUGGAUCCAGGGGUUGAAUGGGAUUCGAUUGAGCGAACGAACGGGUUAUACGGGCUGUGUGGCUGUGUGGGUGUGUGCGCGGGGGUAACCUUACCACGUCCACAUCCACAUCCACGUCCAUGUCAAGUUUGCAUGCGGCUGCAGGUAAUUCCUCAUUUCAUGCCGUUGUUUCGCUCGCUGGCUGCCUGUCCUCCUGCCCCUUACAUAAUCACAAUAAAUAAAUGAAGGAAUGAAGCGGCGAAUGGCGAAUGGCGACUGGCGAAUCUAUUAGCAUAACAUCGCAUAAGACGUGUCCUGUUCUGGCUCUGGCUUUGGCUCUGUGAGUCUCUCCGAAUCCGAAUCAGUUGCAUUGGAGUCGCUGAGCUGUGAUGAACGUGUGGAAGGCAAAGGUACUCACGGAGGUGCCCUUCGGGCAUGUGCUCGUCGUCAGCGGACGCGUCAAGCCCCAUCCCAAUAAAAUCUCCCUGGACCUCACGGACAAUGUGAACGCGCAGAAUGAGAGCGAAACGGUAUUCCUGAAGAUCGAGGCCAAUUUCCGGGAGGGCCAGAUCAUCAGGAGCAUGUUCCAGCCCGGUGAGGGAUGGCAGCAGGAGGAGAUCUCCAAGAACUGGAAGAGCGACGGUCCCAAGAAUCCCCUGAUCCCAGGCCAGAGCUUUACCUUUCGCGUGGCCGUGCUCCAGCGCUGCUUCGAGAUCUACGUGAACGAUCAGCUGUACGGGUCCUUCGAGUUCGUCAAGUUCCCCAAGCAAAUCAACUACGUGCGGGCCUACGGCGACUUCGAGAAGAUCACCCAGUUCCACCACCGCAUGCUCUUCCCCCUGGUCUUUCCACGCACCCUCAUGUGCCCCGACCGCAUCGCCUUCCAGAGCGACGUGCCACGCCGCUACGAGACGGGCACCGUUGUGGCCAUGGAAUGCAUCGCCAAGGGUCCACCCACCACGGAGUUCUCCAUCUGCUUCCAGUGCAACGACACCGGACGCACCGUGCUCCGCUUCCAGGUGAACUUCGACAGGACGACCGUCUCAAGGAGCUACCAGCGCGAGGACAACAGCUUUGCUAGCGACGACGAGGAGACCGAGGGCGAGUUCCCCUUCGUGCGAGGCAAGCUUUUCAAGAUUGCCUUUGGCCUCGGGGAUCGCGCCUUCCUCAUCGCCGUCAAUGGCCAGUACUUCACGUACUACAACUUUCCGGUGCGCCCCUUCACCAUCUGCACCCUCAAGUGCUUCACCAAUGACGUGGGCGACUUUGCUGUCAGGAGCCUGGAGUACCACUCGGACUCGCCGUUGCUGGCCCGCGUGGAGAAGCUAUCCAUCAUCUAGUGGGAGAUCAGUUUGGAUGGGCUAUGUGUCCGCUUUGUUCAAUCGUUGGCUUUGACAUCCCUGUAGAGCACCAGUUAAUCUUCUUCUUGUGAGCAUUCAAAUAAAUCAAAGUCAACAAUCGAUUGCGAGCAGCACUUCUUUGACGGGACUUUCAAAUUAAUGUAGCAGUACUUAGUCAGCUCUCACCACGUAAUAAAUAAAGCAAAUUGCAAAUUAUCACUCAAUUCG